Mytilus californianus (California mussel) is the source of this 3992-nucleotide messenger RNA. Its product is annotated as toll-like receptor 4. The transcript has 2 exons. Gene Ontology annotation, cellular component: membrane. Bases 58 to 2181 code for a protein of 707 amino acids. Lineage: Eukaryota; Metazoa; Mollusca; Bivalvia; Mytilida; Mytilidae. Gene Ontology annotation, molecular function: protein binding; transmembrane signaling receptor activity. Gene Ontology annotation, biological process: toll-like receptor signaling pathway; immune response. The record is from RefSeq and is a predicted model, not a curated record.
UAAGCACAUCGAGAGAUCGUUAAUGUGCAAUAGAUUACACAGAGUAUUAUUGUUGUCAUGGCGUUUCUCAAAUGGAUACAUUUGUUGGCAAUAUUGCAUUACGUACGAUAUGGUUUGGCUAAUUCAAACAACUGUUAUUUUGAUAAGCGAUGCCGAUGCAGUCUUAGAAACGAUCUCUUAAAUGUUGAUUGCUCUAAAAGUGGGAAAAUUUCAGUUCCAGCUGUUCCGAUAAAUGUGUACACUUUCAAUGUAUCUCAUAAUGAUAUUCUAUUAAUCCGAAAUGGAACUUUUAAGAAUCUGUCUCAGCUAGUUACACUCGAUUUGUCUUGGAAUCGUCUAAACACUUUAGAACCAGAGGCUUUUAUUGAUCUUCACUCAUUGAAACAAUUAAUACUGCAAAACAACAAAUUGAGAUAUGAUCAUGCUGUAUUUCCAACACACAUCUUUAGACCAGUAGUCAGUCUUCAAUCUCUUAAUGUCCAACGCAAUAGUAUGAAAUAUGAUCAUACUUUUCCUGACGAUAUCAUAUCUGAUAUUGUUACCUUACAGAGUUUUUAUGUUGAUGCUAUCUUUGUUCGUCGGGUUCUAUCGUUUGGUAAAGGCUAUUCUCGAUUGCAGAAGUUGACAAAAUUAUUCCUUGGGAAUUGCUUAUUGAAUGAAAUUGACAAAAAUACAUUUGUAAAUGUACCCUAUUUAGAGCAUUUACAAAUUUCGAGAUGUACGAUUACAGUUUAUAACCCGUCUACACUGCAAAGUUUGUUACGAAUGAAAAUUCUUAAUUUAUCAAACAAUGAGUUGGACUUCAAGGGGUUUUCAAACUUGGUUGAAGAUACAGAGAAAAUGAAACUCUUAGAAACACUGAUAUUAACUAAUACAUUUCCAUACCAAAUGAAUUUACCAAAGCUAUUGUUCUAUUAUUUGGAUGCCACCAAAAUACGUGAGCUGUAUAUUAACGAGAACUGGUUUGUCAAUGCAACACCUGAAGUUGAAUAUAUAGAAAGACUUCCACAAACGCUUAAAUAUUUGGAUUUUUCAAAUAAUAAACUAAUCGACUGUCGCUUUGAUAUGCCGAGUUUAAAAAAAAUUAAUAUGCAGCAAAAUCUACUUGGUAGGUUUUUAGCAUCUGAAUCAUAUGCUCCAAUGAUCGAAAACGAUACCAGCUACUUACUUGAAACAGUGGAUAUAUCUUUUAAUGAAAUUCAUAAACUAAAAUGGUCAGUGUUUAAUAACCAACUUAAAUUAAGAAUUAUUAAUCUAAGUAACAACCUCUUAUCAGACAUUGCUUUUGACGUUUCUCAAUUAAAGAGGCUUGAAAUGCUGGAUUUAUCUAACAAUAAUAUAACAAGCAUAUCGAACUUGCAAGCAAGGGAGGCAAUUAGCAAUAUCCAAAUGAAGUCAAAAUUCAAAGUAGAUUUAUCAAAUAACCUUCUUGAAUGUGUAUGUAAAGAGAUAGUAUUUCUCAGAUGGAUGCUUAACCAUGUGACUGUUUUUCAUAACAUUAAUCGUUACACAUGUAAACUCGAUAGCGGAAUAGUUGUAAAUAGAAAUUUUGUUCACAAUGUUGAACAAGUUAUCAAAGGAUGCAGAGACUACACGAUUUUAGUUAUUUGUAUAUCGCUGGUUUUGUGUUUGGCCAUUAUAUUCGUUGUUGCUGGUUUAAUUUAUCGAUAUCGUUGGAAGCUUCGAUAUAUGUAUUAUAUGACUAAGAGUAAAUAUAAUCGAUAUAAACCCCCGGGUACUGAAGGUCAGUACAGAUAUGAUGCCUUCAUAUCGUAUUCUGACAACGAACAGAAUUUCAUAGUUAAAGAGUGCAUUCCAAAACUUGAAGUGGAAAGGAAGUUAAAGCUUUGUAUUCAUCAGAGGGACUUUAUACCGGGAGAGGAAAUUACAGUGAACAUUACAAGUGCCAUUCAUGACAGUAAGAAAACGAUUUGUAUAAUAACAAGAUCAUUUUUAGACUCAUAUUAUUGUAAUUUUGAAUUCAAUAUGGCUAGGAUGGAAAAUAUUUAUCACAGAAAGGGACAAAAUAUAUUAUUUUUAGUGUUCUAUGAGAAAAUUCCAGCAAAGGAUUUAUCUUUGGUUAUGUUAGAACUUAUUCAGAAGCAUUCCUACAUUGAAUACCCAAAUGAUGAACAAGGCAAUGUGUUGUUUUGGGACAAGAUCAAAGAAGCAAUAGAAUGACAUUUCAUUAUCUUUCUAUAUACUAAUACAGAUGUUCUUUUGACACGUAAUUGAUUUUUUGAACUGAUUAAGACGUGAUUGUUCUUGGAAAAAUUAAAUAGUCAGAACUUGAUGCGGAAUUAUAGAAGUGUUUUGUGAAUGUCACAGUAUAACUGUUAUGCGUCUGAUUUUUGUUUUAAUUGUGCAUGAUAAAAAAAACACUAUAAUAUAUCUAUCAAUCUUACUCGCAAGGGCAUAUAUAAAACAUAAAAAAGAUGAAAUGAUUCACCAAAAAAUAGACACAGUAGUAAAGACCAUACAAAACACUGACACUCGAAUUGUUCAAAAAAAAAAUAGACAUGCCAAGUCUAACUACAAUUGAAACGUAACCGAACCCUUAAAUAUUAUUGGCGCUCUUCAAGAAUUUUAUUAUUGUUAUAGAUAAAUUACGAAUGAUUGAUAAAUACAGGCGUAAAUGACGUAAAUAUAGCCUUUGUAGUACAGACGAAUGUAACUUUCAAACUAUUGCAUUAGUUCGUAUUGUGAUUUUUUUUUCAAAAGAAAAACUCUCUAUCCUUUCUGUUUCAUCAUAAUACUCAAUUUAUUGGAGAUGCAUGUAAAAGAAUUAUCAUUAAUUUAUGAUGAUUCUGGACUACUCAUGCUGUUUUGAGUAGACAGUUUUUGUCCCGUCUUGUUGCUCGAUAACAAUUGGAUGUUUGGCUUUAUAGUGUUUUGAUUUGUGCCCUCUUGUUGAAAAUUUUUCCCAGAUCACAUGUUGUGUGCACUAUACAAAAUCUGUAGCAUACAUUCUGGUAUGUAUACUAGAUCCACCAAAAUAAACGACUUCAGUUACAACGGAAUGCUAGGUUUCUCCUUGAGUAAUAACGAUGCCCGUCGUGUUACAUCUGUUCAACUGCAUGAUUGCCAAUAUGACACAUAUCUACCAUCUUCAUGAUCUACACCCGUUAUUUACGGGCAUCUUUUAUAGUGCAAGUACAACUUAACCUUUUCGAGCAAUUUUAGGCGGUUUCCUUUUUAUCUUAUUAUGGUGAAUUAGAUAUAUGUUCAGUUGCUGCAUAUGUUACUGUCCAAUAAUCUAUCUUGAACUGGAAGAAACUGAACAAUAAAGAAGAAAGUCCUCUUCAAUUUUAUAAUUUUCAGAUUUUCCGAAUUAAGUAGUGUUCAGGCUAUAUGCUUGCAGUCAACUGAGAUCUGUUUGGUCCCAAAAUUGGCGUUGCAAACUACAAUUUAUCUUCUAGACUAUACAUUUAUAAACACCAGUUCUUAAGUCUCAAGUAUACAUUACUAAAUAGUUCUUUUUGCAAGUUUUUAAUUGGAUAUAUUUGUGUUCAUGUUAUUAGAAUUUAAUUUAAAACAUGUUUUAGGUUAUUUACAGAUGUUAUAACGCGGUAUCUUAGCUUCAAAAUGAACUUAAGCAUUUUCAAAUUUAUUUCAUCCUGUGAGUCAAUCAGUCGAAUUAACAAUUGAAUAAACAAAAUUUUAAAAACGUAUCAUUGUAAUAUAUUUGUAUAUGGCAGAAACAAACACUAAUUUAGAAUGCCAAUGCUUGUUUGCCCUUAAAAAAGACUGACAUAUGUUUGUUAUGCCUUAAACUUCGCCUUCAACAUGUUCAAGAGAGCCAUUGAAAAUCGUACGUCACGUAUAACUUUACGGUGUACUACAGUAAAUGCUAGAUAUACUGAUAUCACAUGCAUGAACUGUAUAUGGGUACUUUUUGUUUUACAUAAUUAUAUUUGUGUCGUUUUAUUUUAUUGAUUCGCUGGUGGAGUUGAACAAUUGUAGGAAUGACAUUUUAAAGAAAGUUUAACGCU